Molecule: messenger RNA, 1084 nt
Organism: Ixodes scapularis (black-legged tick)
Lineage: Eukaryota; Metazoa; Arthropoda; Arachnida; Ixodida; Ixodidae
Product: tetratricopeptide repeat protein 33
Exons: 4
Coding region: 21-680 (219 amino acids)
Molecular function (GO): protein binding
Source: RefSeq, a predicted model, not a curated record
ACAACAAGACAAGUACCAAAAUGAAGACCGCUUUCAGCUGGAAGCGCAAAGCUGGCGACAAAAUAUCACCGUCAGUUUCGAUCGCUUUCGAAAGUAAUGCUGCGGACGAAAAUGCCGAGCCGCCGGACGGAGUGGACUGGCUGAGCGGCUACAAGCGACGCCGAAACCUGCUGCUCGAGGACUGCGCCGAGAAGAGUCGGCGCCUCAAGCGAGAGGCCAGCACCCUGGCAGAGCUCGACAGGAACUGGGAGGCACUGAAAAAGUUUGACGAAGCGAUACAGCUGACUCCAGAGGACGUUGCCAUCCACGAGAUGAAGGCGCAGGUGUUGAUGCUGCUUCGAGAGGACUUCCAGGCGGUGCAGACUGCGGAGCAGGCAGUAAAGCUCGACCCGUCCUGGUGGGUCGGCCACCAGACGCUCGGCCGAGCACGGCUGGCGCUCGGGGAAAUACGCAUGGCCCUGAGGAGCUUCUGCCGUGCAGUCCACCUCAACCCUGGCGACGAGGAGCUGUGGAGAGAUGACCUCUUCUACACGCUCCGCCUCCUUGGAGAGAAGGAAAGGGCCGAACGGAGUGCGCGGGAGAUCCCUAUCCGUUUCGACGAGGAUGGAAACGUCGUGCAGAUGGGUGACCCGCAGACGGAGGAGAACCGGAUUCUCGUACGGUGUCGUGAGCUGACCUGAUGUGACGCCUAUGCGGGGAUGAGACACUGUUCCAAUGGCCGGCGAUGGCUGCCGACUGCCGUUUUCUGGACCUCCUGGUAGCAAUGCAAAGACGUUGUGUAUCGACCGUUGACCAAACCUUGUGCCGCCUCGGCGACACUUUAGGUAGAAGCAGAACGUGCCAUGACAAACGGCGUCUCCAGCAACAGUUUCGGCGGCACGGCAGGCCCGAACUGGCUGGCAGCUGGGUGCCAUGUAGCAUUUUAGCGGACUGCAUGUGGCACAUUGCGACCUCUUUCUGAACCGUGUGGCAUGCCGUUUGAGACAACACUAUCUGGCGACAAUAUUGUGCAUGAUGAACAUCGAGAUUGAACGCUGCAAUCUCGUUUUUCCUGCGGUGCUUUAAGAAAAUAUUUCAAGUUUCC